AUGACCUGUUUUGAACCGGAAUCGGUGGGCAAUUUGAUUGAAGGAUUGGAUUUCCAUAAAUUUUAUUUUGAAGGCGUUACCAAUCGUGUGCCGAAGAUUCAUACUACUAUGUUGAAUCCAAGCGUUCAUAUAUUAGGUGAUGAUGGGGCUUGCAUUGCGUACAUCCGUUUAACACAGUAUAUUGACAGGAAUGGUGAGGCUCGAUCUCGACGGUCAGAAGAAACUCGAGUUUGGCAAAAGCAGAAUGGACGCGGUUGGGUGUGUGUUCAUGUUCAUCGAACUGGUGCUCCGUCUUUUGUGAAUACAGCUAGUCUUGAUUGA
Enterobius vermicularis (human pinworm) is the source of this 321-nucleotide messenger RNA. The record is from the annotation of a GenBank genome assembly. NCBI's taxonomy places the organism in Eukaryota, Metazoa, Nematoda, Chromadorea, Rhabditida, Oxyuridae.